UGAGUACUGAGACAAAAAAUGCAGGAAAUGUAGAUAUUUUAUUGUGACAAAGAAAACGCUUGAAGUUAAUUGAAACGGCUUUAAACGAAAGAUAGAAUCAGGACAUGAUGGAAUAUUGGCUGUUUCAUUCCGAAGUUUUUUGUUGCAGUAAAACGGAUCGCUAAAUUUAUCAUAUAUUUGUUGGAGCGGAAACAUAUGCAGAGGAAAUAUUUUAUUCAGUGGAAUAUCUAUUUUGAUCUCUUAUUAAUAUGUAAUAGUCACAAAAUAGAACUGUUCAUAAAUGAAGAUUGUUUAGUUGUCUAAUAAAAGGUCUUUAAAUGAAGAUAUGGGAAGUCAGUCUGUUAACUUGUAUUUAAAACAUUUUAAGGGUUUAGCUUAUACACAAAGUAGCAAAAUUGUUUGAAGGAAACGUAAUUUUAACUAUUACUUUUCAUGAAACGUGUAAAACUUCGUUUUGAUAAACGAUGUCUGGAUUAUCUGGCAUUGGGGUAUUUUGGGCGUUUUCUUCCUUUAUUUCUUCUGUCAUUUCGUGUGUUGGCCUCUUUAUGCCUUACUGGAUAACGGGACAGAUGUUUGUUCAAAUCAAUGGAAAAUCUGGUCAAACUGUUCCGGUACAUUUUGGAAUAUUCCGUCGGUGUAACUAUCCGGCGAUAAAUACCGACGGUGAGCUAACGAUGGUACUGGAAUGUGGCCGGUACACGACAUUUACGGACAUUCCGAGCGCAUCAUGGCAGAUAGCCAUUAUUGUGAUUGGGGUGGCAUGUGGAAUGUGUAUGCUUGUCUCAUUAACGGCCUUGUUUGGCAUCUGUGCGAAGGGCGUUAUUAUCCCGACGGUGGCACGGUCGGCGGGAAUUCUUCAAAUGUGUUCAGGUUUAUUAAUGGCAUCUGGUGUUGGUAUUUAUCCAAAUGGUUGGGACAGUCCCGAGGUGCAGCAAGCCUGUGGAUAUGCUUCCAAAUCAUAUCAUCUAGGUGACUGUACACUAUCUUGGUGUUUCUACAUGACCUCUGUUGGGACAGGAAUUACUCUGAUGUGCUCAGCUCUCGCAUUUCACUCGCCUAAACGGAAACAAGUUCUUGCAGGAUAUUCUCUGUAGCAGGAGUUACCAUUUUGUGUUCCGUACAAGCUUCCCAUGCACCUAAACAAGAAAAAGUCGUUACAGCGUAGGCGUUUUCACAUGAUAUAAUAGGCAAUAGGAACCGGAAACGACUAUGCAAAACACUUAAGAUGGCGCUUUGCCUCUACUGAUCUCAUUUUUACAAAUGGGUUUUAUAUUUUAGCUUAUUAUAGCUAGACGUAUUUGAUACAACAUGUGGAAUUUAUCACAACACGAACAAUAUAUGUAUAUCUGAAAGCUACACAAGCGAUCUGCAGUUGACAGGAGAGGUCUAAGUGUUCAAACGCAUGUCAAAUUUGGUAGACUUCAGACUUUUUGUUAGGUUUUAUGCAGUAUAUCUAAACCAACGCAGUUAUAUAACAAGUUGUGGUAUCAAUCUCAACAAUUUAUUCUAAACUUUACAUUUUUGGUUUACGGCGGCUUCUUGAUCCUACUGAGAAUAAAUAACUUACUGAGGGGCACAUUGAGUCCUCCUCUGCCAUCAAAAGCUGGAAAGUCACUAUAUAACAUAUGACACGAAAAGCAUUAUAAAUAACGGCAUUGUGAGCCUUUAAUGGUAGAGUGUCCGAAUUGGGUCGCUAUAUGCUUGUUUUUCAUUGUUGGUGGGUCUGUGUUAUUAGAACGUGGUAGGCUAAUCUUUGUCCUUGUUUUAUGGAAUGACACAAUGGAAGUAGAGAGAGGAAAUUUUAAACUAUAAAUAGUUUUUGUUCUUUUUUAAUGUAUGACUAAAAUAAGUAAAAUAACUAAGUGUGACCUUGACCUUGAAGCGAGCCAUCCAGAACAUGCGCUCUGCACGUCGUCUCGAUGUGGUUUACAAAGCAAAAUAUCGGGAUCAAUAGUUCUCGCACAUUUCAUACACAUUUUAGUAGCGU
Molecule: messenger RNA, 1987 nt
Organism: Mercenaria mercenaria
Lineage: Eukaryota; Metazoa; Mollusca; Bivalvia; Venerida; Veneridae
Product: LHFPL tetraspan subfamily member 6 protein-like
Exons: 3
Coding region: 465-1094 (209 amino acids)
Cellular component (GO): membrane
Source: RefSeq, a predicted model, not a curated record